GAGGACGUGCCGUGGGACGGGGUGGGAGGGAAGAGAAGGUUUGCACUGGGCUGGGCUCGCACUCGCAGCAUCAUGGAAAAGAAAAUGAGUGACAGUGACGAUGAUGUCCCCCAGCUUUCAUCUGAAGCCUUAUCUGCUCUGCAGGAGUUCUAUAUUGAGCAACAGCAGAGAGAAGACAUUAAGGCAACAGAAAGAUUUGAUAACAAUUGUCUUGGCCCAAUAGAAGAGAACUGGCAACUGAGCCAGUUUUGGUAUGAUGCUGAAACUGCGCUCCAUUUAGCUAACGAGGCUGCAAGAGCAGUUGGAAGCUGUGGCAGAAUAGCAUGUGUUAGUGCACCCAGUGUUUAUCAAAAAUUGAAAGAACGGGACAACAAAGAUUUUUCAACAUGUUUAUUGGAAUAUGACCAAAGAUUUUCCGUGUAUGGAGCUGAAUAUGUUUUCUAUGAUUACAACAAUCCCUUGAACCUUCCGGCCAACCUCACAGCACAUAGUUUUGACAUUGUCGUAGCAGAUCCACCCUACCUGUCUGAAGAGUGUCUCAGAAAAACUGCAGAAACCAUAAAAUACUUAACUAAAGGAAAGGUUCUGCUUUGUACAGGUGCUGUUAUGGAAGAAUAUGCUGCUAAGUAUCUUGGUGUGAAGAUGAGCAAGUUUAUUCCAAAACAUACUCGAAACCUAGCCAAUGAAUUUAGAUGUUACGUGAACUAUGAUUCUGGACUAGAUUCUGAUUCUGCUUCUUGACACUUCUCAUAAAGAAUUAACCAAAUAUUUCAGUCGGGGGCUUUUUUCCUUCUCUGGAGGUGUGAACAUUUGUAAUUUGUUUUUAACAUUCAACAGUAUUUGUGCUAAUAGGAGGGAGGUGGUGAUGAG
Lacerta agilis (Sand lizard) is the source of this 870-nucleotide messenger RNA. RefSeq names its product EEF1A lysine methyltransferase 1 (gene EEF1AKMT1). The coding region runs from base 73 to 741 and encodes 222 amino acids. Gene Ontology annotation, biological process: methylation. The transcript has 5 exons. The record is from RefSeq and is a predicted model, not a curated record. Lineage: Eukaryota; Metazoa; Chordata; Lepidosauria; Squamata; Lacertidae. Gene Ontology annotation, molecular function: nucleic acid binding; protein-lysine N-methyltransferase activity.